CCUUCGGUGGUUACCUACGUUACGAAGAAACAACGGAAUCUGUUUACGUUGACGUUGUUUUCAAUAUGACAAAAUUUUGAGUACGGCUUUCUGCGUGUCGUGUGCUGUUAUCUGGGUCGUUUUUUUUGGGGGGACUUUCCAAAUUCGCCGCCAUGACGAAAACAGGGAUCUGGGAACCGAAGCUUUUGCCAAAUAUUUUGGACGCCAUCGCCAAGAUGAAGGAGAAAAACGGGUCCAGUCAGGAUCAAAUCCUGGAACGCGUGUGCGAUUCUGUAGGACAAAACAAAAGAAAAAUUCGCAACCUGGCGGUCCAGGUGAAACGGGCACUAGUGCACGGCAUCAGUUCCGGCUUGGUCAAGCAGAAACGUGGCAAAUACGUCCUCGGACUGGACGACAAGGACUACACGAUUUUCAAGAAAUUUUCGGCAGUUCGCACGCCACUGGAAGCUAAAAUGGCGCGGCGGGGUCGGGGCAAGAGCAGAGGCAGAAGACGUCGCCGCCGCAGGAGUCGAAGGGGCAGAAGAUCAACCAGAAGACGCGCUUUUGGUGACGUCGGCGAUCCCGACCUAGAAGACAACGAGGAAGAUGGGAGCGAGCCGGAGGACAGAACGCGCGGCAGGAGGCGGCGCAGGCGGCGCUCAAAGGGGCGCAGGCGACGCAGGAGGGGCCGCGGGAGAAGAAGGGGCGGACGCGGUCGCAGAGCGAGUGGAGGGGAUACCCACUUGGCCGAGCCCGCUGGCAAGAAAGUCGCGGAAAAUAACAACAGGUCGGACAAUAACAACAAGGAAUAUCAACAGAAUUCGAACGGUGAUAAGUCUCCGGAACGCUCUGGGGAGGACGGUGGGGAUUGUGAUAUUCCCGAUUGCGUUUGCAGGACUCACCCUGAAAGGGAGUCGGCUCCACCUCAACAUGGCGGCUAUUACAACUAGCAUAAUGAUUACGAACACCCGACAGUCACGUCCGCAUUGUUUUUGUUUUUUUGUCAAUCUUUGUUUUUUUUUUAUAUAUAUUUUUAC
This is a messenger RNA of Cylas formicarius (sweet potato weevil), 1016 nucleotides long. RefSeq lists its product as uncharacterized. NCBI's taxonomy places the organism in Eukaryota, Metazoa, Arthropoda, Insecta, Coleoptera, Brentidae. Gene Ontology annotation, biological process: nucleosome assembly. The record is from RefSeq and is a predicted model, not a curated record. The transcript is spliced from 6 exons. The coding region runs from base 153 to 929 and encodes 258 amino acids. Gene Ontology annotation, cellular component: nucleosome. Gene Ontology annotation, molecular function: DNA binding.